UACUUCUGGGGCUCAUCCGAUUAAUGCCACGGCCGGGCUGAAAGUGCCGAUAUUAUCGUAGAAGUGUGCUGUAGAGCGGCGGUAAAUCGGCGCCCGUGGUGAGCCGGCGAAUUAGUCGCUUCCUUCGUGGUACAUCAUAUCCUCGCCACCUGUAAUUGGCCCAACCCGGUAGUGCGCCAAGCAAGUUUAACCCAUGCACAACUUUUCGGACAUUUGCGCCAAGCCAAAUACUCAUUCCCAAAAGUGCUCAAGUCCAGUCACCGGCUGCGCUGAUCAAUAGAUCAAUCACGAAUUUUCAAUUAGCUCUUUCGCGCAGUAAUCAGCUGCUGGACCACCGUCGUUCGAACGAUGGGCGACCUUUACCUCUCCCAGCAACAUCUGAACGGAUUCGAUAAUUAUAAGUACAAUGCCAGAGAUACGUCACCGCUCAGCAUAUACGUCAUGCACCCGUUUUGGAAUUGGCUCGUAGAGUACUUUCCAAAAUGGGUCGCCCCGAAUCUAAUGACAUUUGCCGGCUUCCUGUUCACGGUGGCCAACUUUGUCAUACUGUCCUGGUACGACUGGGGAUUCUGGGCGAGUACCGACCUGGAGGACACAACGCCGGUCCCGAACUGGUUUUGGGCGGCGGCAGCCAUUAACAUCUUUCUGGCUUACACGCUGGACGGUAUCGAUGGCAAACAGGCGCGCCGCAUUCAGCUGUCUGGCCCGCUGGGUGAACUGUUCGACCACGGGCUAGACUCGUACUCUGCGUUCUUCAUUCCUGCCUGCCUGUACAGCAUUUUCGGUCGCGGGCCAACGUCCGUUCCGCCGAUCAGGAUGUACUACAUUAUGUGGACUAUUUUCUUCAACUUUUACCUCUCGCACUGGGAAAAGUACAACACGGGUGUGCUGUAUCUGCCGUGGGGAUACGAUCUGGGAAUGUGGGGCUCGGUGCUGAUGUAUCUCGCCACGUACAAGUUUGGCUAUCAGCUGUGGAAGGAGCCGAUGCCGUGGGGUGUUUCAGCCGGCCAACUGAUGGAGCUAUGCCUUCACGUGAGCGCCAUGUCCAAUCUGCCCAUGGUGGUGUACAAUAUGUACCGAUCGUACAAGGAUCGCACGGGAAAAAUGCGUUCCUACAAGGAAGCCAUGCGACCUCUGUUCACGUACGGUACCUUCAUGUUCGUCUGCUUGCUGUGGGUUUUUGUUUCGCCGGGUGACAUUAUGAACCGUGACCCCCGGGCCGUUUACAUUAUGACCGGAACGAUAUUCAGUAACAUCAGCUGCCGGUUGAUUGUUUCACAAAUGUCGAACACGGUUGCCGAAACAUUCAACUGGAUGACGGGCGUGCUAGGAAUGGCGGUACUGAUGAGCCUCACGAUGCCGCUCCUCGAAAGGCCACUGUUGUAUCUACUCGUAAUCGGUUCUUCGUUGGCCCACUGGCACUACGGUAGUGGUGUGGUGCAACAAAUGUGCAAACACUUCAACCGAAAAUGUUUCCUGGUGACAAAACCUAAUGAAUCCAAAGAAUAGGAGGCACUACUACGCGCUGUCUAGGAGCAACCGUCAAUAUCGUGAGGGAAUCAGGACGCCCCGUCAAUUCGUGACUAUUUGGAUGCCCUCCCUUCACUUGGAAGCAGCCUUACUUAAGCGGGGCGAUUCAUGUUUUUCGUGCAUUCGCCUUACUUUUGACACACUCGCCAGCAGUAAGUUAAGAUCAGUUGAUCAAUGACAUCGCUUCCUGGGCAACAUUUUCCUUCGUAAGACAGCGCGUGUUCUUUAAUCGUUAUUUUUGUUUUGGCCGCUUGCUUCAUUUGGUUUGAUCAAUGUGACACAGUUAUACAAUUAAUUGAUAAUAUUGCAUUAGGUGUUGUAAUUAGAUAGGAGCACAAUCUCGCUUUGAAACCUGCAAGUGGUAAACCACGGCCACUCCGAGAUUUGUUUUGAUUAAUACUUUACACCGCUACACCUCUCGAAAGUUAUUGCUUUAAUUCUGUGUAGACCGUUCUCUUGUCUGUGGGGAGUUGUUGACCGACAAAUGGAUAUUGAUUACGUUGUCAUGCUUGCGACGCCAACGAUUGAGCGCGAUUGAUUUCCAGUAUGAACAAACCAAAACGAAAACGAAACAAAUAGCAGAUGAUAAGGCGCUGUGUUAUUGGUCGGUAUUAUUGUGGUGCACGGGUUCAAGCCAACGAUGGUAAUCGGUGCUAAAUCGUCAUAUAUUUAUAUUUAUGAUUCAUUCGAUCGCAUUUUUUGUUCAGUACAUCACACGACCGAGACCGAGGCGAGGGAAUUUAUGUUAUCGAUUGCUUUAAUUGAGACGAGAAAGUGCGAGAAGGGACAAAUGAAUUUUCCAAAGAAUACAUUUACAGCAACAGUGACCUGUGUGUCCGGUUAGCUACGUCGUGAUCGAACGAUAAGUUACAUUAGUGUAUUAGGAUGAAUUCGUAUCAAUAUGCGCGCCCUUUCGUUAAGGAAUGACGAAAUUAGAAAAUAAUGAGUUCAAUUUGAUGUAACAAUAACUGUUUAAUCAGGGUUUUUUGCUGUAAUUAAAAGAACAGGAUUCACUUCGAAAACGUCACAAAUUCUAAACUAGGUUUUUGAAAACUUAGCAACGGUUACUUUACCUGAAGGCACAAGCAGAGAAGGAACGCCAUGAACUCCCACUCGAAACACGUUUAUUGUCCCUGCUUUGUACACAUGUUAACAUUUUCCAUAUGGAAAUAUCAUGACAAUAAUGUGUAGAAGAACAACAUACGGUAUCUAGCUUCCUGAUCAAUUGCCUGAUAAUUUCAUGUCCCAAGCCCCAGGACUGUGUGUUUUUAUGUUCCUUUUAGCAACUUUUAAAACGUAGUGUAACGGAACAGUUUGGUACCAAAUUCUAAAUCUUGUAUAGGCAGGGCAAGGAGACAUGUUAAGGGAUGUGCACAUUAAUAGCGGUCGGAUACCUAAGGUUGGUACACCAGAUACACCAGAAUGGCGCAGUGCGUUUUGCGUAUGGCCCCGAGAUUCUAACUUUAUUUAUAUAGUCUUUUUUGUCUAAUGUGCAUUUAUUAACUCACCUCACUCGCUAGUUCUGUGCCAUACCGUAUGGGAAACUAACAUUUCUAUUGAACUCGAUAAACUAGUGUGCACGUGCCACGUAAUCUAUUAAAAUUAUAUCAAAACGUUCGUAAAGAGCUUGAACUGUGUGGCCAGCUAACAUUCGAAGGAUCAACGGAACGAGUAAAGUGUUACUCCUGUUUCAAGUGAUGUGACGCGAGGAAAUUAAGCCAUCAAGGGGCGCGAGCGGAACGAAGGAAUUGCUGUCUGCCGUUGGUUGCCGUAAGGAUACGGGCCAAACUCAACUCACAUUUAGUGCUCGAAACGAGAAAGCAUGACAGACGCUACUACUGUCCUACCGUUACUUAUACAAGCACACGCAUAAAUAUAUAAGCCCCGGCAUAUUACUCUCUUUCUCUUUACGCCAGCAAAUGUCGAUAUCUUGCAAAUAACAGCCAUCGCAAACCCCUAACUUAUGGCACGGUCGUUUCCAACCCCAACCUUAAACCUUCCAUGACUUCCGUUCGUAGCGAUCAGUCGAUGGUAUCAUCACAAAUGUCUUGUUUUAUGUACAGUUCUGUGUUCUUUCUCACGAGAGGAAAUUAUAAUUAUUAGCACAUCCAGUGAAGAACGUGCGCCUUAGCGAACGUUUUAUUUAUCUUUCGAUUGUACCGUU
This is a messenger RNA of Anopheles bellator, 3694 nucleotides long. Its product is annotated as ethanolaminephosphotransferase 1. Gene Ontology annotation, molecular function: ethanolaminephosphotransferase activity. The transcript has 6 exons. NCBI's taxonomy places the organism in Eukaryota, Metazoa, Arthropoda, Insecta, Diptera, Culicidae. The coding region runs from base 349 to 1509 and encodes 386 amino acids. The record is from RefSeq and is a predicted model, not a curated record. Gene Ontology annotation, biological process: phosphatidylethanolamine biosynthetic process. Gene Ontology annotation, cellular component: Golgi apparatus; endoplasmic reticulum membrane.